AUGCCUUACCCCGACGAAGCUGAAGGUUUCCAGGUCGACAGCCCUGAGACUUUCACCACCUUCCACAAGAGAUUUUUCAAGCUGAAGCCUUUUGGUGAUUAUGACGUCGACAUCAAGAUCGAAGCGUGCGGUAUUUGCGGCAGUGAUGUGCACACGAUCAGUGGUGGCUGGGGAGAGCAGAAAUUCCCCCUUUGUGUGGGACAUGAAAUCGUCGGCCGUGCAAUCCGUGUCGGCCCCAAAGUGACCCUGGUCAAGGAGGGCCAGCGUGUGGGCGUCGGCGCUCAGUCCUACUCCUGCGGCGAAUGCAAGCAAUGCAAGAACGACAACGAGACAUACUGCCCUGUCCUCAUGAUCGACACAUACGGCGCCGAGUGGCCCGAGACUGGCAUCGUCAGCCAGGGUGGUUACUCCUCCCACGUCCGCACCCACGAGCAUUGGGUGUUUCCCAUCCCCGACGCCCUCGAUAGCAACCUCGUCGCCCCAAUGCUGUGCGCCGGUCUGACCGCAUACUCUCCCCUGGUCCGCAACGGCGCAGGCCCCGGUAAGAAGGUCGGUAUCGUCGGCCUGGGAGGCAUCGGUCACUUUGGUGUGAUGUUCGCCAAGGCGCUCGGUGCGGAGGUCUGGGCCAUCUCCCGCAGUCGGGCCAAGGAGGCCGAUGCUCGCAAGCUUGGUGCGGAUGGCUACAUCGCCACGGCGGAGGAGGGCUGGGAGAAGCCUCACCGGUUCUCGUUUGAUCUCAUCAUCAACUGCGCCAACUCCUCCGAGGGCUUCGACCUGGCCAAGUACCUGUCUAUGAUGGAUGUGCACGGCCGCUGGAUCAGUGUCGGUCUGCCCGAGGAAGAGGGCCAGGUCAUCAAGGCACAGCACCUCAUCUCGAACGGAGUCCUGAUCGGAGCCAGCCAUCUUGGCAGCCGGAAGGAGAUGCUGGCCAUGCUUCAGCUGGCGGCCGAUAAGGGCCUAAAGAGCUGGGUGGAGGAGUUGCAGAUCGGCGAGGAGGGUCUCAAGGAGGCGAUGCUCCGGAUGAAGAAGGGAGAUGUUCGCUACCGGUUUACCCUAACUGGUUAUGACAAGGUCUUUGGUCAAUGA
Molecule: messenger RNA, 1086 nt
Organism: Aspergillus udagawae
Lineage: Eukaryota; Fungi; Ascomycota; Eurotiomycetes; Eurotiales; Aspergillaceae
Product: NAD(P)-dependent alcohol dehydrogenase
Exons: 5
Coding region: 1-1086 (361 amino acids)
Biological process (GO): alcohol metabolic process
Molecular function (GO): zinc ion binding; alcohol dehydrogenase (NADP+) activity
Source: RefSeq, a predicted model, not a curated record